AUGGGCGUUUGUGGUCCUUUGUUCACACGUUUGAAACCGUUGCUUUUUAACCGAAGCUUUUUCGAACUUCACUUCUCUCAACUGUUUGUUACGAAACAGAGGCAACCUUACACCGAUGUGGGCCCAACAACACACUACUGCAUUCAACAAUAUCAAAUCAGCUUUCCAAAACGCACCGGUCCUAAGCUACCCAAAUCUACAUUGCCGUUUCCGCGUGGCUAUCACGAUCACUUCCGACAAAUGCUAAAGUUCAUCGAGGAAUUCACAAGAGCAAAACCCGACUGUUUUGAGUACGCAUUCAAUUUGUCAAAGGUUCGGGGUGGACGGGGAACUUCCCUAUCUUCGCCUAUGAGAGCCGAUCCAGGGGUGACAGACGUCUUUGUAGCUUCCGGUGGCGGUGAGUUUCUUCCCCACGAAGAAAACGCCCUCCAACGGUCUCGACCGAGUGAGCAGGGAACGACUUUUGCCCUUUUACGACCGCCGGUUCACGAAGCUCCGGCGGAAGAAAGCUCUGGCAAGAUAACGAUUAAAGCGCCGAAAUACAAAGAACCAGGCGGGUUUUCGGCAAGGCCACCAGUAAAGCCAGGCACGGCGGCCAACUACUCACCUGAAAAACCUCUCCAUGUAAUCCAAGAUAUCUACGCCAUCAACGAAUCUGGCGUAACGGCUCGGAAUCAGGACAACAGAAAUAAACGUAAUCAUGACGACGAUGAACAAGCCAUGGCGAUCGACGCGAAUACUAGGUCGAUCGAAGCAACCAAGGUCAUGGAACGUCGGCAAAAGCUACUGGCGAACCUGCAUUUGCGCGGCCAUUUAAAGGAAACUAUGAUGGAUUUUUGCCCGAUCUACGCUUUUUGGUUGUUCACUUUUGAACGUUACAUCGCAGUUUUGGGGGAAAUCAGCACGAAUAAAGCGGAUAGCAAUUGA
This is a messenger RNA of Radiomyces spectabilis, 927 nucleotides long. RefSeq lists its product as uncharacterized. The transcript is spliced from 4 exons. NCBI's taxonomy places the organism in Eukaryota, Fungi, Mucoromycota, Mucoromycetes, Mucorales, Radiomycetaceae. The record is from RefSeq and is a predicted model, not a curated record. The coding region runs from base 1 to 927 and encodes 308 amino acids.